UCUCCUCACAACUCCAUAACAGCCAAACCAGCCCCCAGCAAUCUCCCAAAGCUAAAACACACACACACAGGAACCUAAUAACCAUGGCAAAGGCUCAGGCAAUGGGCGCGCUGCUGACCAUCUUGGUGGUCCUCGCCAUGUCCUCCGAGGUGGCGCACGGCAUCUGCAACCUGUCGAGCGACGGCAUCCGGGCGUGCCAGCCGGCGGCCGCCAUCCGCAACCCGACCGAUCAGCCCUCGGCGGCGUGCUGCGCCGCCCUGGCCGGGGCCGACCUGCCGUGCCUGUGCCGGUACAAGAACGCCGCCGGCGUGUGGGUGAGGUUCUACAGGAUCGACAUCAACCGCGCCAUGGGGCUGCCCGGCAAAUGCGGCCUCGCCAUGCCGGCCAACUGCUGAUGAUCCCCAGUAUUGUCUUGCUGAGUGCGUCGUUACUCGUUACAACUACUAUAUAUAGCUUCGAGAUCGAAUAAAUGGAGUACACUGUAAGUCUUUAACAUUGAGCUGUCAGCUAAGUGAGCUUGUUAAAUCAGGGCAGAAGUAAGUUUCAGAACUGUAUUAUGCAAUACAUGGUCCACUGCAAAGUUGGACGCAUGAUGAGUAUGAAUGGAGGACCUUUGUUUCAUGCAUCUCGCGGAGAUUUA
Molecule: messenger RNA, 640 nt
Organism: Panicum virgatum (switchgrass)
Lineage: Eukaryota; Viridiplantae; Streptophyta; Magnoliopsida; Poales; Poaceae
Product: putative lipid-transfer protein DIR1
Exons: 1
Coding region: 84-395 (103 amino acids)
Biological process (GO): systemic acquired resistance
Molecular function (GO): fatty acid binding
Source: RefSeq, a predicted model, not a curated record